Molecule: messenger RNA, 2012 nt
Organism: Coccidioides posadasii C735 delta SOWgp
Lineage: Eukaryota; Fungi; Ascomycota; Eurotiomycetes; Onygenales; Onygenaceae
Biological process (GO): fatty acid alpha-oxidation
Cellular component (GO): peroxisome
Molecular function (GO): magnesium ion binding; thiamine pyrophosphate binding; catalytic activity
Source: RefSeq, a predicted model, not a curated record
AAUACAUUGAUGCUGGAGCUGAUACUUUGUACCCUCAUCACCUGUUCCAAUUGCUGGGUGUGAUGGCACCAUGAACAACCACCUUGUUUGUCGACCAAGUUAAGCAACCCAUACUAAUCAAAAAUAAUGGAACAUCUAACUGGUGCGCAACUAAUUGCUCGCUCCCUCCAUGACAUUGGGGUGACUGUCAUCUUUGGGAUUGUUGGUAUCCCUGUCGUUGAGAUUGCAGAGGAAGCCAUCAACCUUGGCAUACGUUUUAUUGCAUUUCGAAAUGAGCAGGCAUGUAGCUAUGCCGCCAGUGCGUAUGGUUAUAUAACCGGCCGCCCAGGCAUUUGUCUUGUUGUGGGUGGGCCUGGGGUGUUGCAUGCAAUGGCUGGGAUCGGAAAUGCAUCCGCAAAUGCCUUCCCCCUAGUUGUCCUUGCAGGUUCUGCAGAAACCACCAGUGUUACGAAGGGAGGAUUUCAAGAAAUGGAUGCAAUCUCUCUUCUCACUCCGCACACAAAGUUCGCAGUCCGACCACCUUCGCUUGGUGCCGUCGGCGGCGCGGUUCGAGACGCGUAUCGGAUGUGUUGGUACGGACGUCCGGGCCCGGCCUUCGUUGACCUUCCUGCAGAUCUAAUCCAGGCGAAAUCGACUCGACCCCCUUUUUCUGUGUCUACAGUUCAAAGAUUACCACCUCCGCCUAAAUCAAGCGCUAAUCCUGAGAUGGUUCUUAAAGUGGCAGAAAUUCUCAAACUGGCACGGGCGCCAUUGGUGGUAAUUGGGAAAGGUUCUGCGUAUGCUCGUGCAGAGGUGUCCAUCUGCAAGUUCAUUGAACAGACCCAAAUACCUUUCUUACCCACCCCAAUGGGCAAGGGGGUGGUGCCCGAUACCCACCGUUUAAAUACGUCUAGUGCAAGAAGUACAGCAUUAAAGCACGCAGAUGUUGUCCUCCUCCUCGGAGCUCGUUUGAACUGGAUCCUCCACUUUGGAGAGGAGCCUCGCUGGUCGUCAUCAGCGAGAAUUAUCCAAGUGGAUAUCCACGCCGAAGAGGUUGGUCGCAAUGCCGGGGAUGCAGAAUUAGGGCUAGUGGGUGAUGUCGACCUUGUUGUCGAACAACUUUUGGCAGCUCUCGCGAAUUGGCAGUAUCGGUCGCCAUCCGCUAGCCCCUCCCAAUCAUACAAGUCGCUUCUUAAAGUUUCUUCUAUAAAAAACGAAAAUAAUUCCCGAAGGCAAGCACUCCAACGAACGCCUGCAAAUGGGUUUUUGACGUUUCAGCGUGCGUUCCAUAUCAUUAGAACAGUAUUCAAUUCGCUAUCCUCAGCUGAGGAAGGAGAUAUUGUAUACGUUUCCGAAGGCGCAAACACUAUGGAUAUUUCUCGCUCUCUCUUUCAACUGGAGCAUCCACGACAGAGACUUGAUGCAGGAACAUAUGCAACCAUGGGGGUUGGCCUAGGGUACAUUGUCGCAGCUCACGCUGCGUAUAACCUAUCUUCGACUGGUGAAAAUCUCCAAAAGCAGAAAAAAAUUGUAGCAUUUGAAGGCGACAGUGCCUUUGGGUUUAGCGCCAUGGAAAUUGAAACACUUGCUCGGCAACAGAUUCCUGCAUUGAUCUUUGUUAUGAACAAUUCAGGCAUAUAUCAUGGGGAUACCAAGACAGAAGAAGAAUGGCGGAAGUUGCAAAAGGAGACUUUCACGAACCAAAUAAGAUGCAGCGGCAUAAGCAAUGGACCUUCCUUUCAAACCAAGAAGGGACUUCGAUCUACAAGCCUCCUUUACAAUACCCGCUAUGAAUACUUAGCUGCUAUGUGUGGGGGGAAGGGAUUUUUUGCCAGGACUGAGGAAGAAUUGGAAAAGGCCACACGGGAAGGUUUCUUGGAGAAUGAGAAAGUUGUCAUUGUAAAUGUUAUUGUGGAUCCUGGAAUUGGCCAGUCCAUUCAAUUUGGUUGGCAGACAUCAAAUGAUAAAGGUAGUCAAGGGAUGAAGUUGUAACAAAUAGUGGACAAGAGUAUAAUUGGAUACCUAAAUGUGAG